Messenger RNA from Mycetomoellerius zeteki, 1683 nucleotides. RefSeq lists its product as uncharacterized. The record is from RefSeq and is a predicted model, not a curated record. Bases 4 to 1548 code for a protein of 514 amino acids. NCBI's taxonomy places the organism in Eukaryota, Metazoa, Arthropoda, Insecta, Hymenoptera, Formicidae. The transcript is spliced from 3 exons.
AAAAUGGAUGUUAUAAGAAGAUUGAUAAUUUUGUGCAUGUUGACAGCUGUUCUGCCAUUCAUACUUAUAAUAAUUCCUUUAUGUUUACGGCAUAUUUUUUAUGCUGAUGUUGCAUAUGCUGUAACAGAAUCUGAUAUUAUAGAAAUUAACGAUGGGAUCUCAACAAUAUUUUGUUCGGAACAUACUUUAAAAAUGAAUGGCACUUUUAAUGCUUUCCAAAUGACUCAUCGACCAGAGAUAGCGUCAAAACGAAAACACAUAAGACUUAAAAAGAGCAUGAAUUUACCAGAUGAUACAUUGGAAUACUGGGGAUUUUAUUUAUUAAAAAAUGCAACUGUAGCGCUUUCUGUGUGUUCAAGAUUCGAAGGAGCUUCUAUAUUGGUAGUGAAAGGAGAGAAAAAUCUACGUACUUGUGGGCUGUUAGAACACAAUAUUAAUAAGCAAUCGCAAGAAAUUUUCUUUCCAGAUGCAAACAAACAAGUUAAAAUAAUAUAUGAAUCAAAUGCACAAGAAAUUGAUUCUAAAGAAACAACCACAAUUGAACUUACUAAACCUACACAUAAUAUCAAUGAAGUAGAUAAACCAGCUAUAAAUAUGAGUUCUGAAAAUGCUUUAGAAAGAAUUUCCGAAACAAAUCUAGAAAAUGGCACGCGGGCAUAUAUUGCGGAUGAAAAAUUGAUGAAGAGUUUAGAACAUUUAGAGACAUUGUAUCAUACUGCAACGUCUUAUCUUGAUAAAUAUAUAGGUGAUAAACAAAAAAGUGUGAAUAAUAACAUUAGAAAAUGGAGACAUACUAAACGUCAUAUGUCGAAUAUAAAUAAAAAUAAAAUAAUAAAGCAAAGAGGAAAAGGAGUCUAUAAUUACAAUAAAAAAAUGCGUAUACAAAAAUUACAAGAAACAUUGAAUUCAUAUAUAAUCAAUGAUAGAAAGGAACAAGAAACAAAGGAGAGAGAUGAAAUGGAUACCAAAAGAUUUAAAAGAAGUAGAGAACUCUUAAAGCCACCAUCCUUACUAGAUCAAGGCAUUAAGCAUGGUGGAAAUGCCGACAAAAAUUAUACAUCUGAUUCUAGCGAAGAGUCGUCUAUUUCCAGUUUUGAAACUGGUUUAUUAAAUUGUUACAAUGGUGAAAUAUUGUUAGCUCAUGAAUUUCAACCUUCAGAUCAAUGUACUAAUAUUUCCUAUUUGCUUAAUAGUAAACACAUACAGGCAAAUCACCAUGUGGGACAAGAUGGUUAUUAUUAUUAUAUUUUUUAUAGUGAUAACGAUAUUGUGUCCAAUGAUAUUUAUGCGAUUUUUGAUAUAUAUAAACCGACUUUUCAAUAUGAAAAUGUGACUAAAUCGUGUAUUAAUCAAACUGAAUGCUCAUUUCGUAUAAACCUGCUGUCAGCGGAUAGGGUAAUUGUCGAAAUACCAACUAAGGACGGUAUAGAGCAUAAUGAGAUGGACGACGCUGGCAUACUAAUUUCUAUUUGUCAGCCACGAAUGGGCGCGUAUAUGAUUUUUCCAAUUGCGAUAUUGCUCUUAAUUCUUGGUUGUGCUUUUAUAUAAUUAAAUCGAUUACUUAGAAAUAUCUGCAGACAUAAGUACAUACAACUUUGUGAAAUUGUUGUUUCACACAUCAUAAUAUAAAUCAUUUAAAUACAAAUUUACAUGAAGCUAUGAAUUGAUUAAAAAUUCAAUAUA